AUGCGGCCGGCUCGAUCACUCUCGAAACAUGCCCGCCACCCAUUCAAACCCCAUGUCCCAGCCAAAGGGCCGGAGAUCUUCACCAACAGCCUCGAGAAGACCCUAGGCGCCCAUCGCGAUGCCAACCGGGCGGGCCUCAUUCGCAAGGUCUACCCUCGUGAGCCGUCGCCAGCGCUUUGGAGGCCACAGCUUCGCCCGGAGGUGUAUGCGGGCUACAGCCCACCGACGGCAGCUGCUUCGUCCAUCCUAGAUAACCCAGAGCCAGAGCCAACUGCGGUCAAGCCCGAGAGGAAAGUGCGACGCCGCAAGAGGAACGACCUGGAUAGUUUGGUCUCGCGCUUGUCCUCUCAACGAUCUACGUUAGACUUAAUUCACGGCGUGCAGCCUGGACAAAGUCCCUGGCUGGCGCAUGUCGAGCAGUCCCCUGCUCACGACGAAGCUACGGCACGCUUGGAUGCCGAGAUUCGCGCGUUAGACCGACACCUGACCCUUCGUCCCCGCGAACAAAAAGUGGUCGAGCGACUGACUGCGGAAGUGGGAGAUCUCCUGGACAGGCAUAUUUUGUCCGCUGAUCCACCGACAGGACUUCCUUUCACUACCAAGUCCAUGCGAAAGUCCUUCGAUCUUAACCCUCAGAUCACCAAUUCUCGCCGCACAGGGCUGGCGCUGCCGCAUUCAGGUGCCCAUUUUGUCUUCCCCGUCAAACACCAGGAACGAUCUGGACGGCCUUUUGUGCUGACUGCUCAUCUGAAUCCACGCCUACGGCUCGUGGAACAUGUUUUACGGACCAGCUCCGCAUUUGAGCAGGUUCAUUUUGUCCGAAAAUCCGUACCCAUACUCUCAGCGCGGCACCAAAAAACCGGGCUGCAGCUUCAUUUUUCCUUUGAAAACUUCCCUCGUCUCAUGGACGAGUAUCUACAAACCUCUCAAGCCGAGUUUCCCUCCCUGCGACCCCUAUAUGUCGCGACUCGCACCUUACUGGAAGCACGCGGUCUCUUUGGACCUGCAAACUCGGGCAUUGGAGCCAACGCGCUUGCUGUGUUAGUCAUUGCAUUCCUCAAGAUGAACUGCGACCGGUUCGUAGGUCCUCAUCGCCUAGGUGAGCAAUUGCUCGCCUUUCUACAUUUCUACGGAUCAGAGGUCGACCUCCAAACUGUCGGUGUUGCUGCAGAUCCCCCGGGUUUCUUCGGGGCACAGAAGAUGCAUCGUCCUAAGCAAGGCGAGGAACCCGCCUUUCAUCGCGGCCAGCGAUCAAUCAUGAAUGCGAGGUCCACGGUGGCCACAAAACAGAAUAUCCGCUUUUUGUGUAUCCAGGACCCGACCCAGUUCAUGCGUAAUCUGGGCCGGUCAUGCGCACGCAUCGCCGAGCUGCAAAGUGUAUUCGCGGCUUCUCAUGAGUCGCUUCAACGUACGUGCAACGACUGGCCCUCUCGUCGAGGGGAGAGUCAGUUCAGUAUCCUGGCGCCUGCGCUGCAGGCCAACUUUGAUGAACUCGAAAAUUUUCGAGAACGGGUCGCAUCCUCGACGGAUGUCGGUCUUGAAUGA
This is a messenger RNA of Penicillium lagena, 1545 nucleotides long. RefSeq lists its product as uncharacterized. Gene Ontology annotation, molecular function: poly(A) RNA polymerase activity; mRNA binding. Lineage: Eukaryota; Fungi; Ascomycota; Eurotiomycetes; Eurotiales; Aspergillaceae. The coding region runs from base 1 to 1545 and encodes 514 amino acids. Gene Ontology annotation, cellular component: nucleolus; TRAMP complex. The transcript has a single exon. Gene Ontology annotation, biological process: RNA 3'-end processing. The record is from RefSeq and is a predicted model, not a curated record.